GUGAGUUAGUGGAUGGCUGAAAGUUAGCUUGACCAUUGAGUUGCUGAAAUGUUUUGCUGCUUGAGAGCCGUGAGAAGGUUAUGUCUGGAGAAGAUAUCGCUACAAUGCAUUCUUCAGUCAAGAACUUUGUCAGGAGCUGAUGCCAUCAAUGCUCUCAGACCUUUCUAUUUUGCUGUGCAUCCAGAUUUCUUUGGCCAGCAUCCCAAAGAGAGGGAAGUAAAUGAAAACUCUCUGAAGAGGUUAAACGGCUACUUGGAGAACCUACAGAAACCAGGAUUUCGCUCCUUUAAGCCAACUCAGCUUACUUUUUAUGUAAGAGAAAGAGAACCAAACUCUUCUAAUGUUCAAGAAUCCUUCAGUGCUUCAGGGUUUCGAGCAGUCAGUUUUACAUUACAUACUAGGGAUCUCCUGAGCACAGUAUUAGAUAUUCUCAACUCCUGCAGUUUAUCUACGGAGCAUAUUCAAAGUUUGAACGUGAACUCUCAGCCCCACAAGGAAGCAAAAAGCACAGUGAACAGACCUAUCAAAUGGGAUAAGACUUAUUAUUCAUUUACUGGAUUCAAGGAUCCUGAGGAGGAACUAGAACAAGCACAGAGAGUGGAAACAACUUUAAUAUCCUGGCUAGAUGAUAAUGAAGCAAGUGCGGUAAAAAAGCUGAAAAAGAGUUUGCCACUUAGAAAAGAACUAGAACGUUUAAAAUUUGAACUCUCUCAUCAACUCCAGCUCUCGGAUAUCAGGUAAUAAAUUAGAUCAGUUGGACUUGUUCACCAAUGUAACACCUGGCUCCUGUAUAGUUUAACAAAAAUUAUUCCACUAUAA
Messenger RNA from Pelecanus crispus (Dalmatian pelican), 819 nucleotides. NCBI's taxonomy places the organism in Eukaryota, Metazoa, Chordata, Aves, Pelecaniformes, Pelecanidae. The record is from RefSeq and is a predicted model, not a curated record.